AUGAGGUAAGUUGGGAGUUUUUACAUUUUUCUUUGAUUUUAGUGAGAUCUGCGUGUUGUCAUAGCUGACAUCAGUGAUGUUUAUAGUGGAAAUGAAGGGUUUCUUGUGAAUUUUGUGUCUUAGAAGGCCUUUGACUUGGUUUUACAGGAUUUUGAGGUUUUUAUCCUGAAAUGGCUUCGGUUGCCCGUUUUAGAGAUUGAAUUGACCUAGAUUAGUAAGAUGAUCCGUUUUUUGUGUUUUCUCUCUGAUUGUAACCUGUUUUUUUCAGUAAUUUACGCCUGCAAAAGCGCCUCGCUUCCGAGGUCUUGAAGUGUGGCAAGGGAAAGAUCUGGCUGGACCCCAAUGAAGUCUCCGAGAUCUCCAACGCCAACUCCAGACAAAACAUCCGCCGCUUGGUCAAGGAUGGUCUGAUCAUUCAGAAACCCAACAAGGUCCACUCUCGCUUCCGUGCCCGUGAAAAGGCCGCCGCCCGUGCUAAGGUAAGGAGAGUUUUUGAUUUUGUCUUGGUUUUUAGGUACAUGUUAUGUUAUCCAUGUUUAUUCGCCGGGAUUUGAUUUGAGAUUUAACGUUUUAUUGAUUUCAGGGACGUCACACCGGUUUCGGUAAAAGAAGAGGUACCAAGAAUGCCCGUAUGCCCGAGAAGGUGCUCUGGAUGAGAAGGAUUCGCAUCUUGAGACAUUUGUUGAAGAAAUACCGUGAUGCCAAGAAGAUCGACAAGCAUUUGUAAGUUUUUUAGUUUUUUUUUAUAGUAAGAAGUAUAUUUUUAUUCCUGAUGUUAAUGUUAAGCGCAGAACGCACUGCUUCUGGUUAAUUACGAGCUAAUAAGUAAUUUUUUCUUCAGGUAUCACGAUCUCUACCUCAAGUGCAAAGGUAACACCUUCAAGAACAAGAGGAACUUGAUGGAGUACAUCUUCAAGAAGAAGUCCGAGAAUGCCCGCUCCAGACAGCUCGCAGAACAGGCCGAGGCCCGCCGUACCAAGAACAAGGAGAUGCGCAAACGACGCGAAGAACGCCUGGUCAUCAAGAGAAAGGAACUGUUGCGCAAGAUUUCCGAAAGCGAGAAGGAGCCCAAGAAGACCGAGAAAUAA
Messenger RNA from Bursaphelenchus xylophilus (pine wood nematode), 1088 nucleotides. The record is from the annotation of a GenBank genome assembly. Lineage: Eukaryota; Metazoa; Nematoda; Chromadorea; Rhabditida; Aphelenchoididae.